Staurois parvus is the source of this 369-nucleotide messenger RNA. Lineage: Eukaryota; Metazoa; Chordata; Amphibia; Anura; Ranidae. The record is from the annotation of a GenBank genome assembly.
GCACACUGAUCAUCAGUGCUCUGAUGAUCCGUGAGAGCUGGUAAUCAGCAUUCCAUGGAGGGGACAUGUACACUGAUGAUCAGUGAUGAUCAGUGUGCCCUGAUGAUCAGUGUAGCCCCCAGCAGUGCCACCUGUCAGUGUCCAUCAGUGGCAGCUGUCAGUGCUCAUCAGUGCUACGUGCCAUUGCCCAUCAGUGCCACAUCAAUGCCACAUAUCAGUGCCUACCAGUGCACAUCAAUGCCACAUAUCAGUGCCCAUCUGAGCUGCCUUUCAGUGUCACCCAUCAGUGCCAGUCAGUGCACAUAUAUCAAUCAGUUAGUGUCACCUAUCAGUGCUGCCAAUCAGUGCCACUUACCAGUGCCAGCCAGU